UCUCUUUUCAAAGCACAAUGGCCGUGGCCUUCAUGUUGCUUCUUUGAUUGCCUAUCAGUCUAAACAUCACACUACACUAUUAACCAGCAAUGCUAAUAACCACUUCCAUGUUGCCAGUCCGAUCCAGUUUUGAGUACCUUGAUGGUCUAAGCUUGCUCCCCGCGAGUCUUAUUGCCCUCUCCUCACCCGUCACCACCAUCACCCCUCUGCGUCCUGCCGUCAGCCACUCUUCGGAUUUUCAUCGCUGCUCCAUCUCCAUUCCUUGUUGCGCUUUUGUUUUAUCGCUCAUGACCAUUUUCGCCAUCGUCUGCUGUAACGCUCAGAAAACACCCCCCGAAUUUCGCUCACAAGUUGCUUGUUUCUUCUGUUGCCCUUCAACACCUGUUCUAAAGAAAGGCACCUGGAUCGAGUCUAUCUGGUGAAGAAACUCAACACGACAUGAUAAGAAAAAAGGCAAAAUAACAAAUCAUCCCUCCAUCAACGUCUUCCUGUUUCCUGCACACCGUCCAGAAUGCAAACUAAUAAGCAUGAACUAACUGCAUAAAAACACUUGAGGCUUCAGCUAUAGAAUCUGACAUUUCCACCAAUAAUCCGCACACCGUUCAUGCUAUGUCU
Neurospora hispaniola is the source of this 615-nucleotide messenger RNA. RefSeq lists its product as uncharacterized. NCBI's taxonomy places the organism in Eukaryota, Fungi, Ascomycota, Sordariomycetes, Sordariales, Sordariaceae. Bases 90 to 422 code for a protein of 110 amino acids. The record is from RefSeq and is a predicted model, not a curated record. The transcript has a single exon.